ACAGCUGAUCGCGUGACGUCACAAGGCGCCGCCAGCUGACAGCUCACUCGCACGGAACACGAGUUUCCUGUUGUUGUGAAGUGAGCUGGACCCGAGAGAUGCCGAAGUACUGUUCGGUCCCGAGGUGCAAGACCGAGUCCUGCAGCGGAACCAGGAGCUUCUACAGGUUCCCUCUGCAGGAGCCGGCGCGGCUGCAGCAGUGGCUGAGGAACAUGGGACGGGAGAACUGGACUCCCUCUCGACACCAGUACAUCUGCCACCAGCACUUUGCGGCGUCGUGCUUCAGGGUGCGCUGGGGGAUCCGUUACCUGGAGAGCGACGCCGUGCCCACGGUGUUCCAGGAGGUCGAGAAAAGAAAAGCUGCUGAGCAAAGUGAGAAGAGGACAAAGCGUGUUCGCCUGCACGGUGAUGACGAGAGGACGGCGGCUGUGGACGCUGCGGAGGUGGAGAACUCGCUGCGCACGGUGCACCUGUAUGAGAUCACGGUCGACCCGUCGCAGUGCGGUGGAACCGGCCUGGUGGAGUCGAGCGAUGGUGUCAAGUCUCUCCACGCAGACCUGAGCACGCUGACAUCAGUGGAUGGAUUCCAAACAGGGACGAGUUUCCCUCUAACGUUAUUCCAGACCGUUGACGACAUGAGGGAGAACACGGAGGUGGUGGUGAUGUCUGACGGCUCCGCUGCUGAAGGCCAAGAUGAGCUUGUGAAUGGAAUCGCAGCCGCCAUUUUAACUCGGGGCCACGACUCCACCCUGGGUCGUACAGGCGAGGCUGUGGCGUCCCUCAGGGCUGAAGACGUGACGUGUUUCACAGAGGAGACCAUCAGCUUCCAAGGAGGCCGUGAAGUCAUCGCCUACUUAGAGAAGAUACCGAGCGUCCUCCCCAGUGCGUCCUCCACCCGGCUCGUCUUCACCCCGAACACGGUGCUGUCGUCCGCUCUGAGCUCCAAGCCCAUCUCAUCCACUGUGCCCAUAGUGUCCAAACACGCGCCACCUCCCCCCGCGGCGCUCGUCCUCACGGUGGAAAGACUGGACACGGACGAGGGGGAUGAUGGGAAGUCAGACGAGGACGGCACAGAGCAGCCGGAUCACCAGCUGGAGGAGCACUGCUACCACAGGAACAGUCUGAGCAAAGAGCAGCUGGAGGCGAUCGUCUCUGAGCUGCAGAAGAAGGUGAAGGUGCUGCAGCAGCGUCACCGCCGUCACCUGGAGAAGCUCCUGGGUCUGGAGAACACGGUGAUCCAGCUGAGACAAAGCAACCUGCUGAACGAGGAGCGGCUGCAGCUGCUCGAGCGGGCGUACGAGCAGACCAGUGCAGCGGUGAUGGACGCUGGAGAGACUGUGGCCAUCAUCUUUGAGGAGGACACGGCCGCGCUCCUGUACACGCCACUGGACGACGCCGAGGAGGAGCUGUGACUGUCCACAUCCUGUGUGUGUGUCUGUGUGUCGUGUUAAAAAACACCAUGACACGGUUGAUGCUGUUGAAAACGAAGCACUAACUACAGUAGCUGUUGUUUUGUAGUUUCCUGAUGUGUGUGUGUGUGUGUGUGUCUGUGUGUGUGUUGGUGGUGGGUCUGCUGUUAGCUUUGCACAAACACGGAUGAGGAAUAAGGGACGAUGUUGAAUGUUGUGUUUUAUAAACCUCACCCCCCCCUCCUCCUCUUGUCUGACCCAAUAAAGUAAUUUGUUUAUGAUACUGUA
Molecule: messenger RNA, 1697 nt
Organism: Hippoglossus stenolepis (Pacific halibut)
Lineage: Eukaryota; Metazoa; Chordata; Actinopteri; Pleuronectiformes; Pleuronectidae
Product: THAP domain-containing protein 5
Exons: 5
Coding region: 99-1412 (437 amino acids)
Source: RefSeq, a predicted model, not a curated record